CCCUCAUCCAUGGUAUAUCAUGUUACGUUUGGAAAUCUAUUCUAACCUUUUUCACUCGUAGGUUUUUGUACGUACUCACAUCUGCCAUGUUUCGCAAUUUCCUUAGCCGCCUCGGGCGGUGUUUUAUUGCAUGAGGCGGUUAUAAUGCCAAACACCAGUCAGAGAGAUCACCAUUUGGUACUAUCCAGAGGAAGAAACCUAAAGUCUGCCAUCCAUCAGUUUUCUUUAGACACGAUCUCACCUGAUACACCUACUUACUAGCCAACUUCAAGACAGAAAACACCAGACCUACUGGAUUUUUUCGUCACUAAACGACUAAGGACUGUACCGUAUACCAUAAAUGCAAGCUUACAAUCUUUGUUCUAAUCAUUCUCUUCUCAGCUUAGUACUGUGCGAUGAGUCAUGUACUAAAAUGAAACGGCCAUCUCUCGUAGGAGGUAUUAUCGACUGGAAUGUAUAUAGAUAUAAGUUAAACGGAAUGCUCUCUAUUCCAAUGUCCCUAAGGAACGAAGAUGAAGUUGAAGAAGCUGUGGAUAAAUUCACGAACAAUAUUCAUUAAGCUUCAUUAUCUUCUUCUGUUCCAUGACCCAGUAGAAAUGAGUGGCUUCCAACAUAUCCUCAGUACAUAAAGGAUUUGAUCAGAGCUAAAAGACAGGCUCGCAAAGUAUGGCAAAUUGGUCGACUUCCAUCUGACAAACGGACUUUCAUUACACUUGAUAAUGAACUAAAACGGAAGAGUCAAAUAUUUAAAACUACAAUUUACAACAACUACCUCAGAAAUCAGUAUAACAACAACUACCUCAGUGUGGUCUAGACCUCAGUUCAGAGCGUAUGAUAAAAGUUCAGUCAGUUUAUAGUUAGUGAUUUUCGCAGUUUUUAGAAGGAGUUCGGUCAUAAUUUUUGGUUAGAACCAACUAUUAAUCGUGUUAUAUCCACAGACAGGAAAGAUUCUUCAAUACAACGCCGUUUCACGUCAGAAGAAGAAAGGAAAAAUCAUAAUUUUAGUCGGCUUAAGGUAUUUAUUGCAGGCAUUCUAGAUAAGAAUAUAGGUGGGGAGCGCAUGCGCAUAAAUAGGACUAGGUACUAGAUAUCUCAGUGUUUCCAGUGACGAGAUUGGGGUAACGUCAAUUUUUUUACCACGUUACUUACGUAAUUUUUUUUUUCUCUUUCUUCUUUUCUCCCGCUUAUCAAGAUGGUUUUAUGCCCAAUUUGUAAACAGACCAUAGCAAGAGAAGAAAAAAAAACAAUGGCAUGCACUGUCACAACAUGUCAAGCCAUUUUCCAUGGAAAAUGUCUAAACGCAGACGAGAGUGAGUUUGAAGCACUGAGGGCAUUACGAAAAAAUUGGGUAUGCCCGAAAUGUGAAAAGGCUCGGAAAAAUAUCCAACCGACAGACAAGUGUCUCAGCCCGCCAAGAUCGGCGCCACAACAACAAACUGUCGACAGCACGUCACAACUGUUACUUGCUGCCAUUAAAAAUCUAACAGAAGAGGUCAAGGGAUUAAAAUUCUCCCUCGAUGCCAAUGCUAACGAGGAUACUCCUCAAAAACCUCCCCUCUCCUUCUCAUAA
Molecule: messenger RNA, 1570 nt
Organism: Nezara viridula (southern green stink bug)
Lineage: Eukaryota; Metazoa; Arthropoda; Insecta; Hemiptera; Pentatomidae
Source: the annotation of a GenBank genome assembly